AUGAUGCGUGGACCGAGCCUUCUUCCAGCUGACCAUUCGCAUUGUUUAGAAAACGCAUUGAGUUUCUCGCCAUUAUUGGCUCCCAACUCGAGCAGACGGUCUGAAACAUCUUUAUCGUACACUUGUGCAGACUCGACAGUCACCUCCGGGACAGAAGGCUCAAACUCGUCAGAAGAAGGGGUAACGUAUCCCACCACUAUGUUGCGAGCGCCCAAUUUCGGUCUUUCUGCCUUCUUGAUCUUGAGCAUCUGGUGGUCCGGUAAGUGGUUGCUAACCGCCUCGGCGUUGUUCUCUUCGCAUUGUGAGCAGAAAUCAAAGUCGUGGCAUUCCAAACAUUUGUAUCUGACUCCCUCGAUCUGCUUGUUGCAACCAUCACAAUGGACAUUUUUGUGCACCACCAUUUCUGGUUCCGGCGCAGUCUCUGAAGUGCCCUCCAUCUUGACCACGAUCUUGGACAGAUUGACAUCGAUCAGAUUGCUGAACGCCUUGAUAAAGUCCGAGUUGGUCAAAUUAUCGGAGAUGGAGCUGCUCAAACUCUUAAGAUUGACAUUCUCGUUGCUACUGAAAAGAUCCUCAAUUCUUUUGAGAAACUUCUGA
This is a messenger RNA of Ogataea philodendri, 597 nucleotides long. RefSeq lists its product as uncharacterized. The record is from RefSeq and is a predicted model, not a curated record. NCBI's taxonomy places the organism in Eukaryota, Fungi, Ascomycota, Pichiomycetes, Pichiales, Pichiaceae. The transcript has 2 exons. Bases 1 to 597 code for a protein of 198 amino acids.